GCUACCGCCGGACCCCCUUUCAGGCGGCAGAACUGGAACCUGCAGAUACCUUGGUUCAGUACAUGGGCUGCAUCGAAGUCCUCCGCUCCAUGCGCUCUCUGGAUUUUAACACGCGUACCCAGGUGACCAGGGAAGCCAUCAACCGGCUCCAUGAGGCAGUGCCUGGCGUCCGGGGCUCCUGGAAGAAGAAGGCCCCCAACAAGGCGCUAGCCUCCAUCCUGGGCAAGAGCAACCUGCGCUUCGCCGGCAUGAGCAUCGCUGUGAGCAUCUCCACCGACGGCCUCAACCUGUCUGUGCCUGCCACGCGCCAGGUCAUUGCCAACCACCACAUGCAGUCUAUCUCCUUUGCAUCGGGUGGUGACACGGACAUGACCGAUUAUGUGGCCUAUGUAGCCAAGGAUCCCAUCAACCAGAGAGCCUGCCACAUCCUGGAGUGCUGUGAGGGCCUCGCCCAGAGCAUCAUCAGCACUGUGGGCCAAGCCUUUGAGCUGCGCUUCAAACAGCACCUGCACAGCCCCCCCAGGGUGGUCCUGCCCCCAGAAAGGCUGACCAGGCCCGAGGAGUCGGCCUGGGGGGACGAGGAGGAAACGGAACACAAUUACUACAACAGCAUCCCUGGGAAGGAGCCGCCCCUGGGCGGGCUGGUGGACUCCAGGCUCACCCUAACUCAGCCCUGUGCUGUCAGCACCCUCGGCCAGGGGGUAUCGCCGGCUCGAAGGGACACCCGCAGUCUGCCAUGGGACCUGGGCCCCUCAGGUAACGGCCCACCGGGGGAUGGCUACGUGCAGGCGGAUGCACGGGGCCCCAGAGACUACGAGGACCACCUGUACGUCAACACGCAGGGUCUGGACGCCCCGGAGGACAGCCCCAAGAAGGACCUGUUCGACAUGCGACCCUUCGAGGAUGCUCUGAAGCUGCAUGAGUGCUCUGCGGGGGCGGGGGUGGGGGCGGCGGUAGCGCCCCUUCCUCUGGAGGACCAGUGGCCCAGCCCCCCCACCCGCCGGGCCCCUAUCGCCCCCACGGAGGAGCAGCUGAGGCAGGAGCCCUGGUACCACGGCCAGAUGAGCCGAAGGGCAGCAGAGAAGCUGCUUCGAGCCGACGGGGACUUCCUGGUGCGCGACAGCGUCACUAAUCCAGGGCAGUACGUCCUCACGGGCAUGCACGCGGGGCAGCCCAAGCACCUGCUGCUUGUGGACCCUGAGGGCGUGGUGCGGACGAGGGAUGUGCUCUUCGAAAGCAUCAGCCAUCUGAUCGACUACCACCUGCAGAACGGGCAGCCCAUCGUGGCGGCCGAGAGCGAGCUGCAUCUGCGCGGUGUGGUCAGGCGCGAGCCCUGAGCCAGGUGAUGGUUCUCAGCUCCCAGCUCCUGUCCUGCUCCGCACAUGCCCCCUGCUGUGGCCUUACAGGCUCCUCAGCCUCUCUCUCCGGACCCUGGUCAGGCUGGAACCGCCGCUGUCUCUCCUUCCUCUGCAUAGGCCUCACUCCAGCCUCCCUGGGCUGAGUCAACAAGGCCAAGACAUGAGGGCCCAAGAUCCCUUUUUCCUGCCGACGCCCUGCCUGCCUUCACCCUCUGCGGAGUGAGGGCGUCCGUACCAAAGACAGAACCUUUUCUCACCUCUAAAGAAAAUACAUUAAAGACAAGCAGUCCUCUGUCUCCGAGCCCUGGCAGGGCCUCCGAUGGGUUUAGGAGGCACCAUCUCUUUUCCUAGAUGGACUUCGGCUUCUGUCCCUGAAAAGAGGGAUUCCUGUCCUUGACUGGCUCAGGUUUUCCACCUGAAAAAUCAGUGCAAAGUUGUCUUUUAUGGGGAAGAAUUGAGGUGCUUUGGGUCCUCAGGCCGGGGCACCUGCUUAUGUUUAAGGCGGGGGGCAGCCUUGAUGCUCAGCUGUGAUGGGGACAUCCAGGAAAGGCCAGCACAGCCGGCCCUGGACAUUUGGGAUCUGCUGGUAAUUCCACGUGGGAACGACCAAGAGGAAGUGAGCCCACCUGUACACCAGAGGCCCUCUGGCUGGGAGGCCGAGGCCAGUCUCCCAGGGCAAAGCCGAGGCCCACGGGGGUGGCCUCAUGGGGCUGGAGGAUGUGGGGGAUGAGGAGGAGGGCCUUGGGCCUGGAGGGCUGUGGUCUGCCGUCCCAGGACCCCCGCAUCUCCCUCACACCUGUUUUUACCCCAAGAUAAAGCAUCCCCAGCCGCUCUAUUAGACACAUUCCCCAUCUUCUCCUUGGAAACACCUUACUUUACCUCCUGAACGCAGCAGACCUCUCUCAGAUGCCCUCAUAUGUCUGGCAGAAAGUUCUCGUUUUCCCCUCCAAAUUGCUCCUGACUUACUCCUGAAUGUGGCCUGACUUCUCAGGAGCGAACACUUCCCUCAGACCACCAUUGUCACCCUCAGAGCCCCUGCUCAUUCCUAGCACGCAGCUCUUGCUCUCCAGAACUUCCCUCACAUGAUUUCACACCUCUCCUCCCGUGAGACCUCCAUCUCUCCCCAGAACCCUCCUCUGACCCUCCCCGAGAGGCCUCCCUAGCCGCCACCACACCCUGCCAGCGCUGCGAGUCUGCCCAGGGGCUGGGUCUCUGGGAGGUCUGCAGCGAUUUCUCUGCAGUCAGCAGGCCGCACCCCAUGCCCUGGGGGAGCAACAGACACUCAGCUCUGUCUGUAAUGGCGGGGGGGGGGGGGGGCGCGUGGGGGCAUCAAAACUCAGAGCCAGAGGAGACUCUGAUGUCUCUUACUUUAGAGACAUGGAGACUGACAGCCCACGCAUCCCACAGCCGUCCAGCCAUCCAGCCAUCAUUCAUCCCAUUCACUGGUUCACCCACCCCUCCCGCCAUCCUGAUACCCUUCAGUGUGCCUGCGUUGGGCUCCUCUUACCUGCCAGGACCUCUGGUGCAUUAACAAGGAUGCAGCAGUGACUGAGACUCAUCUGUCCUUGUGGAGUAAACAGUCAAGUGACACUAAUCAGCAAAUCACUGCUAAGUGGGUAAUGACAACUGUGAAAAGGAGAGAGUCCUGAACUUCAAGAUCCCCGGUGAUCCAGGAGGGUUUCUCUGUGGGAAUGACACAGGGGCUAUGAUCUGGAAGAUGAGAGCCCCCGGUGAGGAGAACAGAGUUCUGGGCAGAAGAAAUAGCGUGUGCAAAGGUCCUGUGGUGUGUGUGGCUCACAGCACCUUUAGGGAACAGAAGGAUGAUCUGUAUGACUGGAGGUGGAGUGGGGGACACAGCUGGGUAACCCUUGGUGCCAGGGACCUUUCUUUUAAGGAUAAAAGUGAUAAGAUUCCUAAGUGAGAAAUAAACUGUUGGGGACAGGAUAGGAAUGGGGGACAGUUGGGAGAAUUCACUGGAUCUGGACUAGGGGAAUCUCAAAAAGUAUCAGAUUCUAGACAUUAAUAGGUUGGAGAGACAUUAA
Suricata suricatta (meerkat) is the source of this 3400-nucleotide messenger RNA. RefSeq names its product SHC adaptor protein 2 (gene SHC2). The record is from RefSeq and is a predicted model, not a curated record. The coding region runs from base 63 to 1337 and encodes 424 amino acids. Gene Ontology annotation, cellular component: plasma membrane. NCBI's taxonomy places the organism in Eukaryota, Metazoa, Chordata, Mammalia, Carnivora, Herpestidae. The transcript has 13 exons. Gene Ontology annotation, biological process: intracellular signal transduction; cell surface receptor protein tyrosine kinase signaling pathway. Gene Ontology annotation, molecular function: receptor tyrosine kinase binding.